AUGAAUGCUGCGUCGCGCCGAAAGCCCCAAAUCCCUUCCUGCCUAAUGGAAUAUACCGCAAGGCGGCAUCGUGACGUAAACCCGCGCGCUCUUGCUCCCGAUUCGCCUCUGCCGACCGAGCUUCCUAAAGCGACAGUUACCAUUGCCCAUCAUUAUCAAUGCGCGUUGGAGCUUGGACCCGAGAUGACAGAAGGCCAUGUCGAGCUGCCUCAUCUUAUACAAUGCCAAGACGCCAAACCCCCUGUCAUCUUCAGUGAUGCGACGUGA
Messenger RNA from Clonostachys solani, 267 nucleotides. Lineage: Eukaryota; Fungi; Ascomycota; Sordariomycetes; Hypocreales; Bionectriaceae. The record is from the annotation of a GenBank genome assembly.